Messenger RNA from Paracoccidioides brasiliensis Pb18, 471 nucleotides. RefSeq lists its product as uncharacterized. The transcript is spliced from 2 exons. Bases 1 to 471 code for a protein of 156 amino acids. The record is from RefSeq and is a predicted model, not a curated record.
AUGAAGACUCCCCAGCAGGGCUUAGAAGAUCCUGAAACAGUUCUCCACCGUAUCCAUGGUGAUACCUUCUCAAUGACCAGAACGGCUUUAUAUACUCUUCCAAAUCCCAAGAAUCCCCUUGACCGAAACAACGUCGGCGCAACGUCAGAACACUUCCAGCAACCCCUGGUGAGCUCAGCGAUAAACGAUGGCCACGAUGGCCGGAGUAUUCCCGGAUUUUCCGAUAACCAACAGGAAGGACAGCAAUCCCCGGAUUCUAUCAACUCCGCUCACUCCAGCCGUCGAGGUGAUGAUGACCCUGCUCCAGUGCAUCAUCAAAGCAGCAAUCCUACAAACACCUCUCCUCGUGACAAUUCCGUUAGCAAGACACCACCCACUGGUGAACCUGCAGAACAUACCAACCAAAGGCAUCCGACAGGACGUCCUUCAAGACAAGCCAGUUUUGGGCAAUACCAGCGCUGGUUGCAAUGA